AUGCCAUUCCUGUACGCCCAGUCGCUGGCAGCUACCUGGCUGGCAGCCAGCGUGCCGCAGAGGUCUGCCUCUAGCGAGGCAAGGCUCCAUGGCAUAUGUAUGCUGAUUGCCUCCCAGCUGGAACCAACAUAUGCCAGGACAGUUUAUCCGUGUUUUGAUGAACCUGCUAUGAAAGCCACAUUUAACAUCAGAAUUGUCCAUGACCCAAGCUAUGUGGCUCUUUCCAACAUGCCUGCUAUUGAUGUAUCUGAAAUGAAGGAUGAAAAUGGAAGCUUGUGGAGAGUUACCACAUUUAACACUACACUGAAAAUGUCAACUUACUUGACUGCUUUUGUGAUUUGCGAUUUUGAUUAUGUCACCAGAACCGAGCGGGGAAAUGAGAUACGUAUUUGGGCUCGGAAAGAGGCAGUUAAAAAUGGGUAUGUUGACUAUGCUUUAAAUAUCACAGGCCAAAUAUUUUCCUUUCUGGAAGACUUACUUAAUGUCAGCUACCCUCUACCAAAGACAGAUUUGGUCGCACUGCCUGAUUUUGGAGCAGGUGCUAUGGAAAACUGGGGGCUAAUGACUUUCCAAGAAUCAUCAUUGAUGUACCUCCCAAGCGAUAAAUUCACAAGCAGAAAGGCAAUGAUUGCCAUAAUUGUGUCCCAUGAGAUAGGACACCAGUGGUUUGGAAAUCUGGUUACAAUGAACUGGUGGAAUGAUCUGUGGCUUAAUGAGGGACUGGCAUCUUACUUCGAGUACCUGGGAGCUACCUUUGUUGAGCCCAAGCUUUCACUGGAUAAAAUCUUUUCUGAUCAUGUUGUACAACCUGUCUUAAGGGAAGACAAUGAAAUAGGAGUACGAUCACUGUCAGAGAGUGAAGACAAGAUCAAAGGAUCAUUAAUGUCUCUGUUUGACAGCAUCACGUACAACAAGGGAGCUUCUGUUACCUGGAUGCUUUCAGGUUUCUUGACUGAGAAGUUGUUUAUCAGGGCACUCACUCUGUAUCUGAAAGAAUUUUCCUUCUUAAAUGCUGACCAGGAUGAUCUCUGGACCCACAUACAGAUGGUUGUAGAUGCACAGGAUGAAGUUCAGUUGCCGGCAUCUGUAAAACAAAUAAUGGAUUCCUGGACAUGCCAAAAUGGGUUUCCAGUUUUAACUUUAAAUCUCACCACUGGCACAAUCAGUCAGGAACAAUUUCUUAAUAAAAAGAAUGGAAACAGUACUAAUUCUUACAAUAACACAUGGAUUAUUCCUAUUUCUUGGAUGCGAAAUGGAUCAUCACAACCCUUAGUGUGGCUAGACAAAAGCAGCAAAGUGUUUCCUGAAAUGCAAGUACCAGAGUCAGAAUAUGACUGGGUCCUGCUAAAUGUAAAUUUAAGUGGAUACUACAGAGUGAACUAUGAUCAACUAAACUUAAAAAGAUUACUGCGCUUGCUUGAAAAUGAUCCAAAGGCUAUUCCCGCUGUCAGCAGGUUCCAGCUGAUAGAUGAUGUUUUUGCAUUGACAGAGUUUGGAUACAUUCAGAUUGAAACAGCACUUGAACUAACAAAGUACCUUGCCAGAGAAGAUGAGCUCUUCAUAUGGAAUUUGGUAUUGUUAAACCUUGUACCUGAGAAUUUGGAAAGUACUCUGAAGAACUAUGAAGUAUACCCACUUUUAAAGAAAUACCUUUUAAAGAGAAUGUUGCCAAUAUACCAUUAUUAUGCAGGUUUUAUUCGUGAAAAUGUUGAUGCUUUGGAAGAUGACUAUUUUGCUCAAGUGUAUUUGGAAAAACUUUUUGCCACAGCGUGCUGGCUGGGCCUCCAGGACUGUUUGAACCUGUCAUCUGAACUGUUUGCUAAGUGGAUGGAAAACCCUGAGUACAAGAUUCCCUUUUUAAUUAGAAGAACGGUCUGCUGCUAUGGUGUUGCAGUGGGAAGUGACAAAGAAUGGAAUUUUGCAUGGGAAAUGUAUAACCAUACCGACACCACAAAGGAAGAUAAAGACAUCCUGCUCUCUGCCAUGAGCUGUGCCAAAGAGUCAUGGUUACUUUACAGAUACUUGCAAUAUGGACUCAGUGAUGCAUUGUUUUCUUGCAAUUGUACUUCAAUCAUCAUCUUAUCUGUGGUGACUAAGGAUAUUGGGCACCGUAUAGCCUGGGAAUUUGUAACGGAAAAUUGGCCACUUUUAAGUGAAAGGUAUGGGAAGGAAUUAUUACAUGAUGUAUUAAAAGUCAUGGGAAGAUUUGUCAAUACAGAUGUACAGAUCCAAGAGUUGCAGGUUUUUUAUAAUACUACACUGGAAGAGGAUGAGAGAGUGGCUACUACUCUACUGCUGGAGUUUACAAAAUUUGAAAAUAUGGAAAGGAGAGAGCUGCUAACCAAAGUUGCCAACUGGUUACAGAAAAAUGUAGAUGAUUGA
This is a messenger RNA of Egretta garzetta (little egret), 2382 nucleotides long. RefSeq names its product laeverin (gene LVRN). Lineage: Eukaryota; Metazoa; Chordata; Aves; Pelecaniformes; Ardeidae. Gene Ontology annotation, biological process: proteolysis; peptide catabolic process. Bases 1 to 2382 code for a protein of 793 amino acids. Gene Ontology annotation, cellular component: cytoplasm. Gene Ontology annotation, molecular function: zinc ion binding; peptide binding; metalloaminopeptidase activity. The transcript has 21 exons. The record is from RefSeq and is a predicted model, not a curated record.